AUGGCAUCUCGUGAAGAAAACGAUAAAUUAACUGAAAAACGUGAAAUUGCAUGCACUCGUCAACGACUGCAUCGCGCGAGUUUAAAUGCGCAACAACGGCUGCUCAAACGUCAAAAAGACAAUGAUCGAAAACGUUUGGCACGGUUGGACGCAACACACGAUCAAAAGCACAUGAUUCAUACAAAAACCCGAAAUCGUGUCCGCCGGCUUCGACUGUGCGAAGAACCAUGGAAAAAACAGCAUAAUCGGGAGAGACAACGUGACUAUAUGCGUCUGAUUCUCGCUACUGGAAGCGAAGGUCGAAAGCAAUUAGCUCGUGAAGAAAAUCGUCGUUCCACACGGAGUGCACGUUCAUUGAUGACAAGUGAUGGAAAAGAUUUAUUUCGUUACCGUGAUCGUGAACGAAAGAAGUUAAAAAGAUUGAAUGCACAAAAAGAAAAGGCACAUCGUUCAUCAACCGAAGAAGAAGCUGUAUCUGAACCUGAACCGUCCAAUUCAAGUGCCUAUAUCGGCGAUUCGGUAAGGAUUGCAGUAUGUGUAUUCAAAGCUAUCAAUCAUCCUUAA
Molecule: messenger RNA, 564 nt
Organism: Didymodactylos carnosus
Lineage: Eukaryota; Metazoa; Rotifera; Eurotatoria; Philodinida; Philodinidae
Source: the annotation of a GenBank genome assembly